AUUAUCCCCUUUGUUUACCAAACUGUCCACAAAACCAAAACAACCAAAGAAUAGUUAAAAAGGAAACAAAACAGACCAGAAAGUCAUCAAGAAAAAAUAGAAACCCAUCAAGAAAAAUCAAAGUCCAAAAAAGCCAACCAAAUCAUACCCAAAAAGUACCAUUCAAAAUGGCAGAAACAAAACAACAACAAGAAUCUCAAAUUCCACAAAACCAAUCAAUAAUCUCUUCUAUGCUAUUCAUAAAAAUCAUGAGCAAAAGAAGAACAUGGGUGUUCCUAUUUGUCACAGUUUACACAAUUUUACUAUCAAUUUCUUGGAAUUUUCUCAAAACAGUUCUUUCUUGGUAUGAAUCAACUAUGUCAGCUAAUUCCUUAAACCCCACAAACUCAGUUUUUUCUAAUUGGCCUGCUUUAUAUGCAUCUGUGUUAUUAGGUUUAGCUUUUGGUGUUCUAUCAAUGGUUGCAGCUUUAGCUGUUGCAGUACCAGCUACUUUGGUGACUUGGAUUACUAUUUUGGUUUUGUUAACAUUUGCUGGUAAAAAUAGAAGGGAUUUGGUGUUGGAAGGAAAGAAAUUGACAGGUGAUAUUAUUGGAUUUGUGGUUAAGGUUUUGAUUAAAGAAGGGAAUGUUGUUGCUGCUCUUUGUGCUGUUCUUGGUUAUUUUGCUCUUGUUAUUAGAAGGAAUAAACAACAAGAAGAUGUUGAUUAUUGACUGAAUUAUUAGAAAUCUGAAUUUUGGGAAAUUAGGAAAUUGUAAUUUUUCUCUAAAUCAGUUUGUAGAAUCUUUUUUUUUUUUUUUUUUUUGCGGGGAGUUGGGGGGGGGGGGGGGUUUGUUUUAUUUUUUUAUUUUGUUUGGUUAGUUAGAUGUAGGAGGAUUAGGGUUUGGAGCAGGCCUUUUGACAAGCUGUUAUUAUUAUCUAACAGUAGAUUAUCCAUAAAUGUCGACGCCAUGUAUCAUAUAUGUUAAAAUUGAAAUGGGAUUCCAUUGUGCA
Molecule: messenger RNA, 990 nt
Organism: Lycium ferocissimum
Lineage: Eukaryota; Viridiplantae; Streptophyta; Magnoliopsida; Solanales; Solanaceae
Exons: 1
Coding region: 168-710 (180 amino acids)
Source: RefSeq, a predicted model, not a curated record